Messenger RNA from Oppiella nova, 544 nucleotides. The record is from the annotation of a GenBank genome assembly. Lineage: Eukaryota; Metazoa; Arthropoda; Arachnida; Sarcoptiformes; Oppiidae.
CACUGUUAGCCAACAAAACACUACAAAACUAUUUGGCAAAACAAUACCGAAACCGAACGAUACAAAUCCGAUAACAAUGGAUAACGAAUCGCUUUCACAACCAUUAAAUAAUUUAAGUCCGACCAAUAAUAGUCAACAGCAAACAGCAAACAAUACGACAUCGACUUCAAGUGGCAUAAGUGGCAAUUCGUAUAGGAAUAAUGAAGUCCGAUCCGUAAUGCUCUACGGAAUACCUAUUAUUGCUUUAGUUAUGGAUUCUCAAGAAAGACUAUGUUUGGCGCAAAUAUCCAACACUUUAUUAAAGAGCUUUAGCUAUAAUGAGAUCCACAACAGACGGGUGGCGUUGGGAAUAACGUGCGUUCAGUGCACUCCCGUUCAGUUAGAACUGCUGCGAAGGGCCGGUGCGAUGCCGGUGUCCUCCCGGAGAUGCGGAAUGAUUACCAAACGAGAGGCCGAGAGGUUAUGUAAAUCAUUUCUGGCAGAGACGGCACCGCCUAAACUGCCCGACACCUUCUCCUUCGACGUCUAUCAUCAGUGCGCGUGG